Molecule: messenger RNA, 7152 nt
Organism: Nylanderia fulva
Lineage: Eukaryota; Metazoa; Arthropoda; Insecta; Hymenoptera; Formicidae
Source: RefSeq, a predicted model, not a curated record
AUGGAGGAAAUAGCUCUGGACCUAGAAAAACGAAAGACACAAUUAUUCAGAGAAAAGAUAAAGCAGCUUGUCGAAUGUGAUAAGAUAAUUUCGACUGAGACUGUUAAUGCUAUCGUAGAAAUUAUAAAAGAUGUAGAAAUGGCCGAAAAUAAUGUGCCAAGCAGCGAUGAAUUUGAUGAAGAAUUAGAAAAAGAAUAUCGUAAUAUGAAUGACAUUUUUGAUUUACCGCAUGAUACGUAUUCCCUUACUGAAAUUAAACCGGAAUUACCUUUUUGCGUCAAGUAUGGCAUCCGUUCUGGCCUUACUCAUUUAAAUAUGCCGUUGUUUUCACCAUUAUCUAGAGGUUAUCAGGGUGGCGCUAUAGCGAUUGCAGCUUUCGCCACAGCCGCGAUUCAUAAAUCACGUUGUUGGAACGAGGCGGUGAUCGAUCAGAUCAUCGAAGACGGCGACACUUUUUACUGCGAAUCGUACAAGGAUGUGAACACCGGCGAUCGUCGAACAAUGACCAUUCUUGACUUGAAGAGGAAUCUUCUCGUUCAAAAAAAGUUUAAUAUAAGACUCAAGAUCGAGGAGCCGGAGUACGUCGGAAAAUUUCGUUCGUGCGAUCCAACGGAGCUUCAUUUGGCGAAGGCAUUAGAAUUGUUUUUCGAGCGACACGAUGCCGGGAUCCUGACGUCACCGGUACUCGAUGUAGCUAUAUGGCGUGAUUCAAAGUAUUACAAUAUAUUUGACGGUCGAGCACGAAAAGAUAAUGGUAAAUCGGUUGCCGAAGAAGUUAGUGGUUCGGCCAAACUAUUUCUCGUGAAGGAUCUGAUGGGAGUGCUAUUUAUUAUCCUCGAGAAGAGCAACGUACGGAAUGAACAUUUCCUAAUCUACGCUAUAACUGUCUGCACAAUCGAGUCGAUCUCUCCGGAUGAUUUCGCGCAAGUCGAGAAAACUCGCGGGAAAUUGCAGAGAAGACCGAGCGGUUACAAGAUUCGCCAGAAGCACCGAGCCGUGGUGCAAGGAUCCUAUCAUCUCACGCAUCCAGCCAUACCGAGAGAUCUGCGAGACAAAGGACAUCUGAUUAUAGCCGUGGCGGCCUUGAUAUAUUCACGAUUAAUUAAUGCAAACAAAUGGACAACCGGUUUGCUAGAUCUGAUUAUCAAUCAGUCCAAUAUUUAUCUAGUCGAUCUGGUCAGGAUUCUUGAGAAGAAGCUCGACGAUGAGUUUGAGCUUCGAUUAGAAAAUCUGAUGAGCGACGUUAUUCUCGGAGUAUAUUCCGCCAAGAUAAAGGUAGACGCGAAUGUGAUGCCGGAAAAAAACGAGAACGCCAUUGACAAUAGUAUACUCGAGUUCUUCGAGACACGAGAGCUCGGGAUACUCGAAAUCAAGAACAUCUUCUACGCGAUCUGGAAGGACGGCGAUGCAUAUUAUUUCCUCGAUCCGUUUGCAUGCGACGACGAAGGUUUCAGGAUCAGUCAUAACGGAGAACACACAAAGGAUGACGGGGGAUUUAAAGGCGCUGCAUGCGUUACCAUGAACAGCACUGUUAACGAGGUAGUGGAGAUUGUGCUGGGGAAUACCGGUAAUAAAGACAGGGAUCCUUUCUUGAUACAUGGAUUAACAGUACUGUACGUGAAGACUGGAGUAAUGCCAGGCGGACCACUCGAGAGAGUAAUUUAUCGAGAGAGAGGUACGAAUCGUAGACCGCGGGCCCCAUCACCUCCAGUACCGAUGGAUGUGAUGGAAAAAGUGAUCGACACGACACCCCGCAUGCGACCAGAUUCGCGUAAGUCCGUGGAAAAGUCUAAUCAAUUUCCAGAAAUUAUGCAACACGUGGACAAAUAUACAAUGGAAGAAGACGUCAUAAAAGUAGAAACAGCCGACGAUACAAAAAAGGAACCUUCGUUAAAAUUUAUUACGGGAUAUAGAAUGGUAAAUGUUCAUUGUCUACUACUUCGUGGUACCAAGAAUUGUCUGAGCGAGAAUUUUCGUCCUCAAUCACGUGGCAGGCAAGGAUUAAUAGCCGCUUUGACUGUUCUGACCUACAGAAGAUUGAAAGAUCCGACGAGCUGGCGAAAUGUAGAUGUGGAUCAAAUUGUUGAUGUGAGCAACAAAGCUUACGAGCAGACAAAUGUCAUUGAUGGCGACGCGAAUCCGUUGGCAAAUCUCGCAGAGGCUCUCGAGCGUUAUUUCGAACGAUACCCUGAAGCGGUAUUGGAAAACAAGAGAUUGAUGUACGCCAUUUGGAAGGAGGAUGGAAAAUUCUUCAUGUUCAACCCUUAUGGCAGCGAUUCGGAGGGAUGGCGUCUUCGGGAUCAUCCGGCUUCCUUCGCUGUAGCGGACAGUCUCAACGAGCUGAUCGAUCUUCUUCACGGUGUUUUGGAAUAUAAUGAUUCUUUAUUCUCGCUUCAUUUCGUGACUCUGGACGCGAUACAACCGGGAAAAUAUACAUCUCCCGUGGAAGUCAUGAUGCCGGACGAGCAGACGAUCGACAAGUUUCGUACAAAAUUUCUGCCGAUCACAGAUGAUGAUUUAUUGAAACUCGAAAAAGUGAAACCAGAUAUCACUGUAGAAGCGUUAGAAAAAGUAGGCGAUGAAGUGGAAGAAGAAGAAGAGUCUGAUGCACCUUACCGUUUAAAUCUAGCACUCUUGACUUCCACGGUAAAAAUUCAAGAACCGAUCGAAGAAGAGCUCAAUGGCCUGCACGAAGAGGUAAUGAUGGAAAAGAUGAAGUACAAUCAUCCGCCCCCGUACGUGAUGCCGCCGCGAAAGACGCUUUAUGUUUUGCUAGAAGCGAAACGAGCAAAUAGAUCGAUUCCCUCUCUAGUAUCAAGGUUCUCCAUCGACUCGAGAUUAGAGGUCAAAGAAAAGAAUGGUUUCCCCACCAAUUACGCACCUGCAUCAGUCGCGAUUGUAUCAGUGCCUCGAGACGCGAAACCUUCUAAAAUGAUCAAACUGUCUUUCGGGAAGUACUUGUACUCGAGAUUACUGCCGAUCCGUAUGAUGCCUCUUAGAGCAAUCGACGAGAGUUACAUCCAGGACGAGGAUGUCGAUAAUGCACUUGGUGAAAAAUGUCUUGAACGAGAAAAGUUGGAGGAGAAAAAGGAAGACGUGGCGUUAGCAAAAUUAACGAUAGUAUCUUCCUGUGCAAGAUCAGAACUGAUACCGCUCGGACCAAUAAUUAAAACUCCAGUUUUAACGAUAAAACAUCUGACAUGUCCCGAUGAACAGAAGCGAAAGAGCAUGUCGAAAACUGAGAAAGAAACGUUUAUUAUCAAGAAGAAUCUCACCGAGGCGGAAAAAUUUCUAUUCAAGAUGAUAUUUCCCAAUUUUAAUCCCGAUUUACAGUCACUAGAAGAAAAAGUCGAUAGUAAAAAGGUGGACAUAAGAAAAGCAAUAAUUAGCUCAGAUAAGAAAAUAGACCGAUCGUCGGAAGCUGUCGGCUUCAAAGUUGUGGAAGAUGAAAACGUUGAGAUAAUACGAGGCAAUUCGAGUUUAAUGGAUCGUGCGCAAAUUGAAUCUUCUCAUUUUAAACCAUGUUACAUCGCGGCUGUAUUGUGUAUUUUGGCAAAAAUUGUGCUAGACACGGAUCUGUUUUGCGGAAGCACUCUGGAUGAAUUAAUCCUCCUCGCCGGUAAAAUCGAUCAACACGUAGGCAGAUUGCGAUACAAGGAAUUUAGGACGUUUUAUAACGUGAACAUUUUCGAUGCGAAUUUUAACGUAAUUUUGAAAGAGAUCAUUCCCGAUCCCAAGAGCUCAAUAUCCAACGAGCUUGAUACAAGCGUAGAGAAAUUUUUAGAAAAGAAUCGAACCGGCAUACUGGUGCUGACAAAUUGUGCUUAUGCAUUUUGGACAGCAGAUAAUAGAUAUUAUCUCUUCGAUCCUUACCCUUGCAACGAGAAGGGACACGCCAGUAAAGAAGGUUGUUGCUGUCUUUUACGAUUCCGCGAUUUAAAAUCUAUGCUCGACAGAAUUAAAACGAACGCCGGCGAGACAAAACCUUUCCGUCUCUAUACCGUGUCCAUCGCUCACAUGGAGAUGAAAAAAUGCAAACGGAAACGAAGAAAAGGCAUCGAACGUCGCGCAAAAUUCACUGAGUCGGUGAAAAGUGAAGAAAAGCGAGAUGCGGCGAUGCGACCAAGCGCAUCAGAGAUAUCUCUAAUCGAGUUAGCCGAGUGGGUUACCUCGGAUCCGGAGUUGGAUCCAGAUCAUGACGUCACAAUUCCCGGUUUCACGCCGAUGCGAUGUCACGAAGCUUCGAUGCUGGAAGCGAUCGUUUUGGAGAACGAUAUUACGACCCCUGCUCUAAUGCCGUUCGAAAAAAGAACAUCGGAAACACCAGACGACGAAGAAACGACAAUAGAACGAGCGAAACCAUCUGAGAGGAUAUUUCGAAACUACACGUCCCUCGCGAUUCCCAUCGAUCUCUGCAUCAUGGCGUGGUCGUUAAUCCACGAUCCCGUAUCCUGGUCGGAGCGGACCGUCGACGGUUUGCUCGAAGCCAGCGCGGAUUACGCUUUUGACAGCGUUUUAGCGAGCGAAGACACUUCUGUGAGCGAUAUGACUGACGGCUUGCUACCGGAAUUCGAGAUUGCGAAUUAUGCGUUUCGCGCAGUAUUUGCGCCGCUGCACUACGGAAAACUGUACGCUACGGAGGGCUGGAAUCUUGCCAUGACCAUGGAGAGGAUAUUCGAGACGAGAAUCUACACCGGAGCAAUAAUCGUUUGCAACUAUGCUCAUGUAGGCGUCACAAAAUGCGGCAAAAAUUAUUUCGCCUGGUGGACAGUCACAGGGACGAAGCGCUUGCAAAUGAUCGUGUCCAGCUGCAUAAACGAGUUUCUCAAAUUGAUCGUUAAGGUAAUUGACGCGCCGCAGGAAACAGGAUUCGCGGUGAGAGUGGUCACUAUAUCUUACGCGCUUAAAACAGCGCCAGAUUGCAGCGAUAUUCGCGGUCUUCACGAGCCGAUGGCACCAACAAAGUCCUUGGCGGAGAUUCACCGGAAAAAAUCGUCAGAAUUUCGUAAUGUUGAAGCGAUCUUCAUAUCAAUCUGUCAGGCUCCGAAACCAAUCUUUGUGCUGGGAACAGUGGCUCUGCGCGAUCGAAAUAGCUUAUUAGAGCCGCGAACGAAACGUUGCUAUUUCGUCGCGUUGUUGGUUGUCGCGAUUAAGCGGGACGUCGUUCAGUCUCCGCUUCCAGGUAUGAUCGACAGGAUUCUCGAAGUGGCGGAGAGUUUGUACAGAGGAUUUGUUGAGCCGAAAUUUCACGUGGAACAUAUAUUGCGAAAUGUCCCGCUAAUGAACAGGUUAUUCGACUUCCGAGACUGCGCAUCGCCAUUGGUUACGUUCACGACGAAUCCUCGGACCGGCGAAAACGACUUUUAUAUUCAAGUGAAAAGACAUUUGAAACGUCAUUUUAAAAUGCACACGAGCGGUAUAUUACAUUUCACGAACUGCUGUUACGGCUUUUGGUACUCGAAAUCGACCAACUGUUAUUACUAUCUCGAUCCGUAUCAAUGCGACGUAGGAGGCAAAAAGACUUUCGCCAAUGGCAAGGCCUGUCUGUGCAUCUUCUCCUCCAUAUGUCAAAUGACGAAGCAUAUGUAUCUCAAUCAGUACGAAGGUACAACCGGAUUCUAUAUUCAUAGAAUUCACGUGAGUUCCAUCGACACGCUGCUCUACGAGAAGUUUCAAGAGGAUCCGAUGUGGAUGUAUCUCGACUAUCACUGGAACUUCAAGCAUUCGAUUAUGCGAACGCGUAGGAAAGCGAAGAACGGUGACAUAUCGGAUUCGUUGCAGUUGGAUAGGCAAUUUUGGAACAAUUACGCGGUUGAAAUUCCCGAUCUAAUUUAUUCCGUUUGGGGUACAAUCGGCGCUUACGAUUGUCAUUUUGGCGAACGAGCCGGGAAAAAUCGCGUCGCUAUAUGCGUGGCUAUCCUGGCCAUGCAACAUCUUUGCCAUCCCUCUAGAUGGAGCCCCGCCAUCCUGGAUUCAGCUGUCAUCUGCGGCGAUUCGUACUAUACGGAGAGUCUGAAGAGCGCCGUGCGAAGUUGCUCGAAGUCUGUAAACAGGUUUGGCCUGCGAACCACCCUUAGGGUAUUCCCACACUUGUGGACCGUGAAUUUCGGCACCAGUGUGUGCGGAAUUCUAUACGGCGAUCGAAACAGGUUGACGUUAACCAGCGCGUUGAAAUCAGCCUUCGAGGGAGCACGCAACGUUAUUAUUGAAUGCAAUGAGAUCACCCUGGCCGUCUUAGCUGCCAAGGACGCUUAUUAUGUCGCCGACCCUUGCUGGAUCGGUCCACCGUUGUUCGCGAGGGAGCGUAACGCGAUUUACGUUUUACGCUGCAAAAAUGUAAACGUACUAAUAUACGCGAUCACGAAGAUGUUUAAUACCAAUCAGCGACUUGGUGUUCGUAUUACGCCGUUGAAGCUCGCGUUCCAUCGAGAAGACUUCGAUGCUGAUUCUAAAUUCUAUACUCCUAGAAGGAAAAUCUUACCGAAAUCGUUACGAAAGGGUCCAGGAAAAAUCGAAAAUCCCAGUACGCCUAUUCCCGGAGCGGUUACGGUACCCGACACAGAUUUUUACCUUCGAUAUCGACGAUAUCUCGCCGACGGUAUAACCGGAAAUCUCCGACUGGAAGGUUCCCCGCUGCAAAAUCAUAGGGAGCUUGCGUUGAAUCCUGAAAACGCAAACAGCACGUUCGUGAGCACCAAGUGGCGUUUGAAUCUCGGCCAAGCGCGUCCUCUGAAACGACCCAAACCACCCGCGGAUCCUCUAGGGAUGAAACGUGACUUGGCGGACUGCGUAGAUUCCGCGACUGAGUUAUUCCGGUCGCGUCGUUCGCAAAUUUCUGUCACGGAAUUAAUUACCGCGUGCGAUAAUUAUCCGAGACCGAUGGAUUUUGCCAGUGAUGCUCCUCCACCUGGAAUAGAGUCACUCGAGUGUGCUAGUAAGCGUGAUUUCAUUCGUGAACAAAAUCGCAUGGAUUUCAAUAAACGCGUUGCAGAUAUGUCUCGAAAUAUUUAUAAGAGCUAUCGGCAUCGUCUACCAAAAAAUAAGAGAUCCGGUAAUUUACCGAUCGAUGCUGCUAAAAACGGAGCCGAGAAUAUUCCGGAAACAUACAGUGAGUCAAGCGAAGCAACAACCGUUAUUAUGGAAACUCACUGA